Messenger RNA from Tetrahymena thermophila SB210, 366 nucleotides. RefSeq names its product protozoan/cyanobacterial globin family protein. Gene Ontology annotation, biological process: oxygen transport. NCBI's taxonomy places the organism in Eukaryota, Ciliophora, Oligohymenophorea, Hymenostomatida, Tetrahymenidae. The transcript has a single exon. The record is from RefSeq and is a predicted model, not a curated record. Gene Ontology annotation, molecular function: heme binding; oxygen binding.
AUGAACAAAUAGCCUACUGUUUUUGAAAAGCUUGGAGGAUAGGCAGCUAUGCAUGCAGCUGUUCCCCUUUUCUACAAGAAAGUCUUAGCAGAUGAUAGAGUCAAACAUUACUUUAAAAACACUAAUAUGGAACACCAAGCUAAGUAAUAGGAAGAUUUUCUUACUAUGCUUUUAGGAGGACCCAAUCAUUAUAAAGGAAAAAACAUGGCUGAAGCUCAUAAAGGUAUGAACCUUUAAAACUCUCACUUUGACGCUAUCAUUGAGAAUCUUGCCGCCACACUUAAAGAAUUAGGAGUUAGCGAUUAAAUUAUUGGUGAAGCAGCCAAGGUCAUUGAACACACUCGUAAAGACUGUCUUGGAAAGUGA